This is a messenger RNA of Papaver somniferum (opium poppy), 2479 nucleotides long. RefSeq lists its product as uncharacterized. Bases 1950 to 2327 code for a protein of 125 amino acids. The transcript is spliced from 6 exons. NCBI's taxonomy places the organism in Eukaryota, Viridiplantae, Streptophyta, Magnoliopsida, Ranunculales, Papaveraceae. The record is from RefSeq and is a predicted model, not a curated record.
GCUCUGCUGCCAUUAAAAGUCUGCUUCUAUGAAAGCUUUACUUCUACAGUUUCAUACCUGUCACUACUAUCAUUCCACAGUAACAGAAAUCAUUAGUGAAGAGUAACAGAAAUCAGUGAAGAUGUUUUGGUUAGAUGCUAUUCUUCUAUUAGGAAUUAUCGAUUUGGGUUUGAUGUUGAAGUUGUUUCUUACAUGAUGAACGCCAUUUUCAUUUAAAUCUAGGGUUUAUUGAUUUUACAAUAAGAGAAUCAUAAAGAUUGAAACUUAUCAGGGUUUUCUUAUUGUGUUUUAUUAAGUUUUCUUAUUUUCUUCACGUCCGGGAAGGAGAGAAAGAGAUUCUUAACGGCAAAAGAGAUUAGAGGAUCAUAGUAAGAGAUACGAAAGAAGGUUAGUAUUACUCUGAAAGUCAUUUGGAGUUGUAAUUGAGGUUUUGUGCUGUUUAAUUUCAGCCUAGGAGAAAGAUUGUAAAAUCCCUUUUCAGGGCUAUCGGGGAUAACGUUGCUGGAUUUUAAGGCAAGUUUAAUUGUAUUUGUAUUAGGGAAGAUUUAAUAUUUGAUUUAGGUUGUUAGCUUACUUACUUAAAGGAUUUUGAAGUAUUAGGGAAGAUUUAAGAUUUGAUUUAGAUUUUGAAUAAAAAUUACUCUUUGUCCUCCGUAGGUGAUCAAUACAUGAUUAAUCUUGCGAAUAUUACCAUGAUAAAUUAGACGUCAUGAUAGGUAAAUUUAAUAGCUCACCCAUGUUUACUAAACACCCAUAUCUUGUUUUGUUGGUAGUCAAAUUUUUAAGCAUGUAUGUUAAUUCAUUGUUUAUUAUUCUACCUUGGUCCCUGCACAACACUUUAUACACAUUUUAUUAAUUGGUAGGUGCAUUUGAUUAUCACUUUUGGAUGCUGGUGAUCUGUUGGCUAAUAUUGUGAAUUUAAAUGUAUGUUACUACUUCUUAACAAUACUUAAUUAUUUGAUGGUUUGUAAUCAGUAAUAUGAUAAUGCCGACCGGACUCCAGGGAAUGGAUAGAUAAGGUUUAGCUAUUUUAUGAGAUUAUAUGAGUAGCUUAGCUGUUGAUCAGUUUAGAAGACAUACCUUUAAGGUUUAGACAAGGGAAGUGGAUUAAGUCUUUAGACUUGGUAUAAGCGGUUACAGUUGAUAUGAUGUAUGCAGUAGCAUUUUUUUUGUGGGUUUAGGAGUACUAGUGUGGCCUAAGCAAAGUCUAAGGUCUGAUUAUGAUGGAAACACAAGACAGGGAUUUAUGUUAGACCUGGGAACUAAAGUCGAAUCUUGUAGUGUAUGAGAUAGGUCCUGCUAUACCAUUUAUGUUUUUGUGUUCUAAAAAGAACAGCUUGAUUUUAUGUUUGAUGAGUGAUGUAUGGGAUUGGUCUCGUUACGUCAUUCCAAAACGUAUGUCGUUGAAGGCAAAGAAAGAAGUCACUGCAACUAAGCGAAUAACUAUUGCCAGUUGUCGUGAGUGCGUGUUCUAUGUAGGAGUAAAUUAGCGACCAUUAAUUUGUGGGGAAUCUUAAGUUGCAGGUGAGGCCUGUUGCUCUAAACCUUCUUAUCUCCUUUUAGUAUACAAAAAUGUUGUUGAUAAGACAUUUUGGAUUCAUUUUCAUCCUACUCAUUCUUGAAAAUGUUUAGAAAAGUUUUUGGUCUUUAUUGCACGGGUAGCCCCAUAUAAUACUUUGUAUUCAAAACUGGAAGAGCACCUGAGCCAAGUUCGUGUCAAUACAACUACCAACAAACGGAACGAAGCACUUUUUCUGGGUGUGGUGGAUCCACACUUGCUUCCUCCUUGUGAUAUUGUUCUGCUAUGUCAAGAAUGUCAUCUCUAAUCAAAAAUCAUGAGCCAAGUUACAGCUUCGCAGUAAUGGGAGGGAAUAACUUAAAUAAAACUCUAAAGGACUUGUACUUGAGCAGAUUAGAACCACGUCCUCCAAGUGACGCUAAGUACUUGCAUGGUAUUACUCAAAUCCAUUGCACGCAUUGAGCUGUAUGCAACUGGCAGAAGCACAUCUCAGGCACCAUCGAGGCACACCAAUUGUUAUCAGAUUGUUUCAUCAAACAACAUGCGCAUUGAGAAGCAGUUCCAUAAGUUGUAUGUAGAAGUCAACCUGUUCAACCUGUGGUUCUUCAAGUAUCAGAUUAAAAUGGAAGUGCAUAUUUUGGAUGGCUUUUUCAGAACUGUUUCCAAUUGGCAUUCAUCACUUAGACAUGAGUUUGGGUCUCCUGAGGUGACGAAGAUUGUCACAGACUGUACGCAUAAUUUUCUGCUCUUUGACCACUUGUUGCAAGUUCAUAUUGUUCCAACAAAGGAAGUGCAUCCUAAACUGUAAGCAAUUCUUUUGAUUUAUCUAGGUAUUGUAUGUAACAAACAAACAUAGCUGCACCUGCACAAUGUAAGAAACAAGAACAUAUGUACAUAUGCAAUCUUUCAGUUGUACAAUUUGACACCUGAUUUUCUUAAUGCAACCUGUAACAAGUCUUU